UCGUCAAUAGUUAUAGUGACAAGUGAUUGCUAAAAUUAUAUAUUUUUUAUCUUUAUAAAAAUAGUGUUAAGUUUUGAUAGAAGUAUUUAAAUAAUUAUGUUGGCAUGUUGUAUUCGGACAUAAUAGCGAUUCAGCGGACCUAGUGUCUAAGCAAAUUGACUAAAUUCUAGUGAUUUUUUAAUUUAUUAAUAAAAUAUGAAGCUUGUUUGUUAUUGUCUAAUAAAUGAGAAGUGGUGAUGUUUAUAUUAUAAAGAGUGUGUUGCAGGUUCUAAAUUGCUCAAUAUUUUUUAUUGCACAUAUCACGAGCAACAAAUACACACAAUGUAAUUUGUAAAAAAUUUUUUGAUUACACCGGUGUUAUGUUGCUUUCAGUGUCAAUGUAAAGAGGCUAAAAUCAUUAAAUAGCAGCAGAAAAAUUGCUUUAUGCUUUAAAUUAUGUAUAUCAAAAUAGUUUACAAUGGAAGAACAGGCGUGUCUGGUGCGAGCUCGCUCAGAUUCUGAGAAUUCAUCUAAGCUGGGCAGCUUCGGUUCAAUAUCGAGGACGAUGACAUACACCGACACCAGACUCGGUGUGUCAGGCACAGAGGGCGCGGGCGAGCCGGCAAGCACGAACAUGACACACAUGCCGCCUGAAAAUACAGAGGGCAAUGAGAGCGGUGAGCUCUUGGACUAUAAUGAUUCCAGUGUUCUGGAACAGUUCCACGAGGAUGCUAUACGACAGGCUGGGUGCGGUUUGUCCCAAGCUCGGGUUUAUUUGGCGGUUUGUUUGGCCAUCGCUGGCGCUUCCUUGGAGCUUGCCUCAAUAGCUUUCGUCUUGCCAUCAGCUGAGAUAGAGCUGUGUAUCUUGCCACAUGAGAAGAACUGGCUUGUGCUGAUCAGCAUAGUGGGCUGGUCUCUGGGUGGUGUUGGGUGGGGGGCGUUGGCCGAGCGUGGUGGGCGACGUCGCGCUCUCCACGCGGCUCUAGCUGUGAACGCUGUGUUCGCUGCUAUAGCUGCGUUCAUGCCCACGUAUGGGACAUUCAUGAUGGCGAGAUUCUGCUCAGCCCUCGGCUCGGGUGGUAUUAUCCCCACUGGGUUCACAUACUGCGGGGAGCUCUGCCCUCGUCAGUGCCGCACAUUGCUGCUAGCGUUGCUACCGGCUAGUAUGGGAGGGGGGAUUCUCCUGUCAGCUGGCCUCGCCAAACUAGUGCUGCCCUACAACGGCCAUGAUGCUCUCAUAGAGAAUAAAGAGCAUUUUAGUGCUUGGCAUCGGUAUCUGUUGGUAUGCACGAUCCCAAUCCUUGCAUCGCUGGUGAGUCUGAUAUGGACUCCGGAGUCGCCUCGUUACUUGUUGGACGUCGGCAGGGAUGUGGAUGCUAUGAUGGUCUAUCAGAACAUUCAAUCGGGUAAUCGGAAGCGUGCGUCUGACGCCGACUACAGGCUGAGUGAGCUGGCGCUGCCUUCCAAGAGACGGCCGCCAGCCCUCCAUCACGUCCGACAUGGUCUUAAGAUGUUCUGGCAGGCGUUCUUCCAGCUGUUCUCCAGCACUUACAGGAACACUACCAUCUCACUCACAGGGAUGCUGCUGUUCACCGUCGGCAUACAGUUCUAUCUAUCGGCCUACGUCCCGUCUACGGUGACCAAACUGGAGAACGAGGCCUACGAGCUAUCGAAACAGAGCUACGAGAACGUCAGCUACGAGGGCGUCCACUACAACGAGACGUUGGAGAACGUCAGCUACGAGGACGUCAGCUUCACGAACUGCACGUUCAGGGACAUGAUCAUGUCGCACGUCAGCUUCGUCAACUGCACCUUCGUCAACACCGCGCUCUCCAACAUCAAGACGUCCUUCGUCAUAUUCGACAACGCCUUGUUCGUCAACAGCACGAUCAUCGACACGGACAUGGAGACGGGUCGCGAGCUGGUCUCCUGCACCUUCAACACGACCACGGUGCGCGGCAUGACCGGCUCGUGUCCACGCCACGCCGAGCUCCGCUGGACCCAGCUGCCGAGGCUCAGGGAGAGGACGCUCGGGGCUCAUGCUGUACUGGCCGCUGCGCCGCCGCUCGCAGCCAGGGCUGCUCAUGGAUAUCCCGCGCACGCUAUAACGUGCUCGGUGCUGCUGCUGCUGUCGCCGGCGCUGUUCGUGUCGCCUCACGAGACCACCCUGUAUAUCAUAGAGGCUCUCUACGGGCUGCUCUCCACCAUCAUAUUCUUCAGCGUCGGUGUCAAGAUACUUGAGACGUAUCCCUCUAAUUUGAGGUGCACCGCCCACGGCCUGAUCCUGUCCGUGUCAUACAUCGCGGGCGCCGGCAUGCGCGGCGCUCCCGACCUGGGCCCGGCGUUCAGUUCCCUCCUCUGUGCAGUUUUCGCUGUCUGUGCCACUGUGUUCGCGAUACGAUUGAAAUAGACAACACUAGUGUCGUGUGCCGGCAGGGUAGUGUGUCGGGUCGACGGUGGCCGGUGUACGUGCGGGCACUGCGACCCGGGGACGUUCGGCUCUAGUGACAAACGCAGCCGUAACUCACAAACCGGAAGUCGAUAUUGUAUCGUUGCGACAGUGGCGACGGAAGCGUAGACUCGUAACUACAUGUAUCUUAGUAUAGGCCAUAGAAAUAUAUUCCUCGGAACUAGUUAAUCCAACAUAUGAGACUAAAUAUAAAAAAUGGACUGGCAAAAGACUAGAGUAUGAAGUAGCGUAUAGGAACCGCAAGAUGUAGCUGAGCGCGGGAAUAACGUUCACGAACACAAUAUAACUCAUAAACUUGUUCGUAUCCGUGCGAGCAGAACCGGGGAGCGAGCUUGUGUGUAUGAAAAAUGUACGAACAAACAAACAGCAGUCCUUAAUACGUAAGUACGUCUCGCCAGCAGCAGCGACGCCAAAGAGCUUUGACUGAAAAUUUUUGUUUGCGGAACAAUAAUAGGACCCACCGGAAAAAAAUUGCUCUAAAGGAUGUCAUCUGCGAGUUGUUAAGGAAUUUAUAUGCUGUAAUGUAAUCAUUAAAAACUUGUAUGUGGAUGAGCCGGAUGCUUUUCCUCGUUAUUUAGUGCCAUCGGUUCGAAACUGUAUCAUUAAUAGCGCAGCGCUAUUUAAAUAUAGAUUAUAACACACAGCGGCCGCAGUUCGGUUCGUUCUAGUCACAAGUCGUGAACCGUAACAAAUCCCUGAAGUGACUGGAGUUGAUGGGAGUUGGGGAAAGGAACCUGAUGAAGGAAUUGAAGAAUAGUGAUUAGUUGUAAUUAAUUUGGCAGCUGAAUUUGUAUAUAUAUAGGUAUAAAUAUAGUUUUUUUUUUUGUCGUAAUUUAGGCAACAAUCCUAUCAUAUAGACUUGUACGUAAAUAAAACGCAGCGUUGUGAAUUAUAAUAGGAAUCGGACAUUAAUUUUCUCUAUAUACAGACUCCGUGGUCGACAUCGGCUGUAUGGAUGAUUGAUUUGUGUCCAGAUUACAAAAAAAAAACAAAAUACAUUUAUGCAAUAACUCUGUACUUGUAAGAUGAUCCGUAAACGCUUUUCUCUAAGUCACAUUUAUUUUUUAUUCACAUUAAAUAGGUAAUCAAAAUUGCUGAGCAUAAUUCGAGCAUGUUUUUUUGAAUAUCAGUCGCUGAUGUAGAUAUUUCGGGAUGUAUGGAAUAAGUCUAUAUCCUUACAUCUCCGAGGACUGAGAGGUCACUAUAACUUUACUAGACUGAACUUUUCAUGUGGUUCUUGCCAGUUAUCAUGAGCUCUGAUACUUGGAGCCGAAUAAGGAAUUAUUUUAUAUACAAAAAAAAAUCAAUUGAACAUUGAAGCAUACUUUAGAAAUCAUAUAACUUAAAAUAAAAAAUAAUCGCUAGCAUUGAACCCGCUCCUACCGACACGUGCCACCCCAGGCGCUAUAACCACCGAGCUCUCGCGUCCUUACCUGAGCCAGUACACUACCUGUAUGUUGAUACAAACCCAAUCAUAUUCGUUGUAGUAAUUAUUAAAACUGACUUCCAACUCGCUAUUUACUCUCCACAUGUUAGUAUACCAUCCGCCCCUGGCGCCGCCUGUGCUUCCACGAGCCCACGUGUUCAGGUGUUUUUGUUUUCUCUCGAGCCCUAUCGAUGUGCGCGACCCAGCCAUAGCCUGACUUAUAUAAUCGUAUACACAUUUUUAAGGCAUAAUAUAAAGGGUGUUAUUUAAUUUGAUCUCAGGGAUUUUAAUUUUUAUUGUAUAUGGUAUAGGGUGUUCACGAAGCAAUACUCUGAAUUUUUUUUUAAUUUAAGCUAAGUGUCGAUUCCUUUAUGAGCUGUCAUAUAUAUGUUGCUUAGGGUUUUAUAUAUAUCACAUGACAUGACAUGACAUGAUAUAUGAUAUGAUAUGAUAUGAUAUGAUAUGAUAUGAUAUGAUAUGAUAUGAUAUGAUAUGAUAUGAUAUGAUAUGAUAUGAUAUGAUAUAUGAUAUAUGAUAUAUGAUAUAUGAUAUGAUAUAUGAUAUGAUAUGAUAUGAUAUGAUAUGAUAUGAUAUGAUAUGAUAUGAUAUGAUAUGAUAUGAUAUGAUAUGAUAUGAUAUGAUAUGAUAUGAUAUGAUAUGAUAUGAUAUGAUAUGAAAAUACGUAACGUAGUCAAUUUAAUGUUUUUUUUUAUUGAAAUGUACAAUGUUGCAUUAAAAUUAAUCAGUGUCAUAGAUGUAUUCAGAAUUGUAACUAUUUUAUUUCUUUAUUAGUUUUCUAUGAGAUUGUUUACUAUAUAUAGUGAAUCAACAGCUGUGUGCAUUUUUUAUAUCCAACAGAAUAUUAUUAAACGAAUUAUCUAUAUUGAAUUGAGAGCGACUAUAUUUCAGCUAUGUGGACACUAACUGAAUGAUCAAAUACUAGGAAAGAAGGAAAUGUUUAGAAAAUUAAUAUUUUAUUCCAAUCAUAAUAUUAUCUACUAACAAUGUGUUUUGUCUAAGUUAUACACAUAUUUAUCAUCUGUGUAGGCUCGGUGGCUCCUUGUAAGAAACUUUGUAUCGUUGUCAAUUGAUUGCUAAGUAUACUAUAUAUAUAUAGUAAUAUUUUAUUUGGCCAAAAUUCAUAUUUAAUUUAACACAACACAUUCCUUUUUGUUUUUUGUAUCAUAGCCACAGAUUAUAUUAAUCGAUAUUAAAGUCAAGUUUCAUAGACAGCACAGCUCUAUGUCCCGCGCUGUCGUCGCUGUGAUUACUAACAUAUUAUUUUACACAUAUCAAUAUAUUUUACUGUAUAGAUAUUUUUUUUUCUUUGUUUGUCAUAAUCAUGUCUUUUUUUUGUCCUUAAAUUUUUAUCAUUUGGACACGAUGAGCCGAAAUCUAUUUUGUAUUCGGCGCCAUUUAAUAAAUAAAUUAUUAAUGAAGUAA
Messenger RNA from Danaus plexippus (monarch butterfly), 5318 nucleotides. RefSeq names its product synaptic vesicle glycoprotein 2A-like. NCBI's taxonomy places the organism in Eukaryota, Metazoa, Arthropoda, Insecta, Lepidoptera, Nymphalidae. The record is from RefSeq and is a predicted model, not a curated record. Gene Ontology annotation, molecular function: transmembrane transporter activity. Bases 458 to 2389 code for a protein of 643 amino acids. Gene Ontology annotation, biological process: transmembrane transport. The transcript has 13 exons. Gene Ontology annotation, cellular component: membrane.